Messenger RNA from Hyaloscypha bicolor E, 1849 nucleotides. RefSeq lists its product as uncharacterized. Bases 492 to 1649 code for a protein of 385 amino acids. Lineage: Eukaryota; Fungi; Ascomycota; Leotiomycetes; Helotiales; Hyaloscyphaceae. The transcript has a single exon. The record is from RefSeq and is a predicted model, not a curated record.
UGUGUCCUUAUUGGCGAGACAGUGCCUUUAGUGUUGAUAUUAGAGCACACUCUCCCUCUUGAGCGUGCUUGCAUGGGGCUUAUACUAUGGCCGCACUUCAAAUAGUUUCACUAAACCUUACUUGACUUCCUCGCCACGACCAAUUUAAGAUAAACCUCCUUCUCGCCAGGGUCCAAAAGAUUCAACGAAGUUUCACUGCUCCCAAUAGCUACGCAGCAACCCAAGAACCUCUCCGUUUGCAAGAUUUAGCGUAGGUUCAACCCACAGCUGGUUGUCAUUUCCCAGCGCCCAGAGACGUCGAAUGCGGACCCACCAGCGAGGCUAGCUGUCAGAUAGCAUUUCGUAUUGUUCAGUUGCUCCAUUGCUUCGAGAAGGCUAGAAUGGAUCAUGAGUUCUUAGAAGGUUCGCUCGAGGAAGGGAGCUCACUCCAUCCAGGCAAGAAGAUUUUCCCGCUCUUCUACCAAGUCAUCCUUUGAUCAAGACUGAAACUCAUGAGCAGCUCGAAUACUAAUUCUACUUUUCUACCAGCAUAUCAGAGAGUCCAGAGGCCGCACAAAUUCUUCAAACCUGGCAGGUGCUUCUCAACAGUUUGGAUCGAAGCAAGAGGACCGUCCAUGCAAGUUGGCGACAAACACGUUACGAAGGUCGACUACGAUCAAUACGCGUAUGCGAAGCCAAGUCGAUUUAUAUCCGUGCGAAAUCAAAAGGGAUUCUGCGUUGCUCUUCGAAUACACACUUUCGGGGGAAGAGGGGAAGAGAAAUACCAUGCUCGUCCAGCACACCUCUUCCACGUACGCUCUGCGGACGUUGGUGCGGACGUAUCACAGUUGGAACCAAACGUGAUAUCAAUCAAGGUUGAAGACCUUGAUGUCACGUUUGCAGCCGAAAAGUCGAUCGUCCUUGCUUCGAAGCCAUAUUCCAUUGAACACUUUCUGCCUGUGAGGAACAUCGGAUACGUUGAGAAGCCUUCGUUGGCAAUGCUCGAGUCGGCGCUGAUAGAAUCAUUCAUCAAGGAUCCUAGGCAGAGGAAGCCCUCCCUCAAAUCAUCCGCAACAACCACAAAGAAAGCAUUAGCAUGCACCAAGUUGGUUGCAAACGAGCCUCCUGGACCAGGUCAGCUCGCAGAUGACUCCAGCCCCCAGAGUUCAGGGGACAACACAGAAGAUCAGACACCGACGGUAGCAGCCAACGAGCCCUCGGAGCAUCCACGAAGUUCGCAAACAGUCCCUGUCGAAGGUGGCAAUCUUGGCCAAGAAAGCUAUAUCUGCGAUUGGGCUUCAUGCCCCAGGAAAAGCCAGUCCUUCUACAAGAUUGAUCACCUACGAGACCACCUCAGGGACUAUCACUUAGAAGACAUCCCUCGAAACCGCCGAUUCGGUAACGAAUCGAAACGAGUUGCCUGGCUCACGUCAAGGCAAGUGGACGAGGAGUGGUGGAGGUGCAAGGGGUGUCUUGAGAGAGUCGUCAACUCUGAGAAUGGGUGGACGUGUACGAAGUGCCGUCAACCUUGCGAACGGGAACGUGUCGAGAAUCGAACGCAAAGAUACCCUUGCUGUUAUGAUGAGGGUGGCUUUCCGUUGACUUCACGGGGCUCUGGGAUUGGCGUUGUGGGGAGUGAAAGUGGGAGCUUCACUGGCAGAUCUCGGUGAUUGGUAGCAACAGGAUGGCUUUCCAGUCGCACUUAUUUCCGCUCGAAGUUGCAGUCCCUGGCAUGUUCUUGAUGGCCGUGGGAGAUACUGCUCUUCGGUCUCAAACUCCAGCUAACAAGUAUCUGGCAACCAUAUCGGAUUCUCUCCUCCCCUCGUUUCCUGCACCACAAUGGACAAGAAAGAAGAGAAGGAGGAUCGAG